Zalophus californianus (California sea lion) is the source of this 5743-nucleotide messenger RNA. It is a transcript of the gene CLCN6, whose product is annotated as chloride voltage-gated channel 6. The transcript has 23 exons. Gene Ontology annotation, molecular function: voltage-gated chloride channel activity. Gene Ontology annotation, biological process: transmembrane transport; chloride transport. The record is from RefSeq and is a predicted model, not a curated record. Gene Ontology annotation, cellular component: lysosomal membrane; intracellular membrane-bounded organelle. Bases 182 to 2794 code for a protein of 870 amino acids. NCBI's taxonomy places the organism in Eukaryota, Metazoa, Chordata, Mammalia, Carnivora, Otariidae.
GGAAGCGGUCCCUCCACCGUCAUGUGACGCGGGCCCUCGCCCCACCCGUCUGCAGCCACUCCCUGUCUCCGUCCCUAGUUCGAGAGGACCACGUGACGCUGUCGGGGCCAGUCACGUGAGGCGCGGAUUCUGGGUGGGAGGGGGUUGGCGGAGGGUUCCAGAGUGGCAGUAAAGGAGGGAGAUGGCGGGGUGUAGGGGGUCCCUGUGCUGCUGCUGCAGGUGGUGCUGCUGCUGCGGUGAGCGUGAGACCCGCACCCCGGAGGAGUUGACCAUCCUUGGAGAAACGCAGGAGGAGGAGGAGGAGAUCCUUCCAAGGAAAGACUAUGAGAGUUUGGAUUAUGAUCGCUGUAUCAAUGACCCGUACCUGGAAGUUUUGGAGACCAUGGACAAUAAGAAAGGUCGCAGGUAUGAGGCGGUGAAGUGGAUGAUGGUGUUUGCCAUUGGAAUCUGCACUGGGCUGGUGGGUCUCUUUGUGGACUUCUUCGUACGCCUCUUCACCCAGCUCAAGUUUGGAGUGGUACAGACAUCGGUGGAGGAAUGCAGCCAGAAAGGCUGCCUUGCCCUGUCCCUCCUUGAGCUCUUGGGUUUCAACUUGACCUUUGUCUUCUUGGCAAGCAUUCUUGUCCUGAUCGAGCCAGUGGCAGCAGGUUCCGGGAUACCUGAAAUCAAAUGCUAUCUGAAUGGUGUGAAGGUGCCCGGGAUUGUCCGUCUCCGGACCCUGCUCUGCAAAGUCUUUGGAGUGCUGUUCAGUGUGGCUGGAGGGCUUUUUGUGGGGAAGGAAGGCCCCAUGAUCCACAGUGGAGCAGUGGUGGGAGCCGGCCUCCCCCAGUUUCAGAGCAUCUCCUUACGGAAGAUCCAGUUUAACUUCCCCUAUUUCCGAAGUGACAGAGACAAGCGGGACUUUGUAUCAGCAGGGGCGGCUGCUGGAGUUGCUGCAGCUUUCGGGGCCCCCAUUGGGGGCACCCUGUUCAGUCUGGAAGAGGGCUCGUCCUUCUGGAACCAGGGGCUCACGUGGAAAGUGCUCUUCUGUUCCAUGUCUGCCACCUUCACCCUCAACUUCUUUCGUUCUGGGAUUCAGUUUGGAAGUUGGGGUUCCUUCCAAUUGCCCGGAUUGUUGAACUUCGGCGAGUUUAAGUGCUCUGACUCUGAUAAAAAAUGUCACCUCUGGACAGCUAUGGAUUUGGGUUUCUUCGUCGUGAUGGGGGUCAUUGGGGGCCUCCUGGGAGCCACAUUCAACUGUCUGAACAAGAGGCUUGCAAAAUACCGUAUGCGAAACGUGCACCCGAAACCUAAGCUCGUCAGAGUCUUGGAGAGCCUCUUGGUGUCUGUGGUAACCACCGUGGUGGUGUUCAUGGCCUCGAUGGUAUUAGGAGAAUGCCGACAGAUGUCUGCUUCGGGUCAAAUCAGUAAUGACUCAUCCCAGCUCCAGGUCACAUCAGAAGAUGUCAACUCAAGUACCAAGACCUUUUUUUGUCCCAACGAGACCUACAACGACAUGGCCACACUCUUCUUCAAUCCCCAGGAGUCUGCCAUCCUUCAGCUUUUCCACCAGGAUAGUACUUUUAGCCCCGUCACUCUGGCCUUGUUCUUCGCCCUCUAUUUCCUGCUUGCAUGUUGGACCUACGGCAUUUCAGUUCCAAGUGGCCUUUUUGUGCCUUCCCUGCUGUGUGGAGCUGCUUUUGGACGUUUAGUUGCCAAUGUCCUUAAAAGCUACAUCGGCUUGGGCCACAUCUACUCGGGGACCUUUGCCCUGAUCGGUGCCGCAGCUUUCCUGGGCGGGGUCGUCCGCAUGACCAUCAGUCUCACGGUCAUCCUCAUUGAAUCUACCAACGAGAUUACUUAUGGGCUCCCCAUUAUGAUCACUCUGAUGGUGGCCAAAUGGACAGGGGACUUUUUCAACAAGGGCAUUUAUGACAUCCACGUGGGCUUGCGAGGUGUGCCGCUCCUGGAAUGGGAGACGGAGGCCGAAAUGGACAAACUGAGAGCUAGUGACAUCAUGGAGCCCAACCUGACCUACGUCUACCCGCACACCCGCAUCCAGUCUCUGGUCAGCAUCCUGCGCACCACGGUCCACCACGCCUUCCCAGUGGUCACGGAGAACCGGGGCAAUGAGAAGGAGUUCAUGAAGGGCAACCAGCUCAUCAGCAACAACAUCAAAUUCAAGAAAUCCAGCAUCCUGACCCGGGCUGGCGAGCAGCGCCGACGGAGCCAGUCCAUGAAGUCUUACCCGUCGAGUGAGCUACGAAACGUGUGUGAUGAGCACCUCCCCUCCGAGGAGCCAGCCGAGAAGGAGGACCUCCUGCAGCAGAUGCUGGAGCGAAGAUACACUCCCUACCCCAACCUAUACCCUGACCAGUCCCCGAGCGAAGACUGGACCAUGGAGGAGCGCUUCCGCCCUCUGACCUUCCACGGCCUGAUCCUGCGGUCACAGCUCGUCACCCUGCUCGUCCGAGGAGUUUGUUACUCGGAAAGUCAAUCAAGCGCCAGCCAGCCGCGCCUUUCCUACGCCGAGAUGGCUGAGGAUUACCCGCGGUACCCCGACAUCCACGACCUGGACCUGACGCUGCUAAACCCGCGCAUGAUUGUGGAUGUCACCCCGUACAUGAACCCUGCGCCCUUUACUGUUUCACCUAACACCCACGUCUCCCAAGUCUUCAACCUGUUCAGAACGAUGGGCCUGCGGCACCUGCCCGUGGUGAACGCCGUGGGAGAGAUCGUUGGGAUCAUCACUCGACACAACCUGACCUACGAAUUUCUGCAGGCCCGGCUACGGCAGCACUACCAGACCAUCUGACGGCCCAGCGCGGCCUCACCGCCACGCGCCAGCCUGCCCUGUCCCGGAGCUGCCCGGGGAGGCGGCUCGCUUGUGCUCCGUCGCCACGGCCGGCUGGGGCUGUUCCAGGACACGGAAGAUUCCCACUCACCCGCUCGCUCAGAAGCCUCCAAUCAUCGAACACUUUGCCGGUCAGCCAUCCCGGGGAUGGUGUUGAACCACAAGAGCCUGGGCCUGUCUGACUUUCUCAGCAAGUAUCUUCCUAUUUCCUGCUCCCCGCUCUCCUGCCGUCCAGCAUGGGCCCCAGCCCCAGGCCCUUCCACCCCACGCGUGCCAGGACCAGAGGGGGCGUCAGGCCUUGGCCACCGGGGAGUGAUGCCCAGAGCAGUUUUCCUGCUCCCUCCUGCUGCUCUCCUAGGGAACCCAACUGUUGCCUUCAACUGUAACAGGAGGGGCUUUGGCCAAGGCAGGUGCUGGGGCUAAGGUCAGCUGCAAAAUGCAGCGAAUCACCAAAUUUAGGGACUGAGCCACUGAGAUCACCCAUGUUUCCGGGGGGCCCUCCUGCGUCGGGACUCUGGACAGGCGCACCAGUUCGUUUGAAGGGAAACAUGGCUUCCUGGGGGAGCUGCUGCUCUCGGCUUGCCCCCGUGGUCACAGCCUCCUUGGAAGCGCCACCCUCCAGAAGCACAAGUCCCACGGACCAUCCCUGAAGGAGAAGCCUGACAAGACGCUCUGACUUACAGCCGCUCUAGUCUUUAGCAUUUCGGCUUCUCUCCUGGUGACUUGUGUUUUCCGUGGUCUGUCCCUUGUUCCUCCCCUCUGCACUGAGUUACUGACCCGUGAGUUCUUACGUGUUCUUUCUGGUGAGGCAGCCACAGCCCAGGUGUUCCCCCCGCCCGACCAUUAGCUAAAAGCAGGGCACCCCGUAAUAAAACUGCUCGACCCAACUCUGGGGAAUGGUACCGUUACCUCUGAGACAGACAGAAGCCAGUCCUGGGCCAGUGAGCACUACAGGCACGUGAUGUAGCCCAGAAGCCAGGGUUAGGACAGCGCAGAUGGCUUAUUCCAGGGAGGAGGGCGUGUCCCCGUCACACGCCUGUUUCACCCCCCUGCUGCUAGCCAUCCCCAGCCCACUGAGGGCCCAGACAUGGAAACUGUGCUGCCAGGAGGCUGGGUUGGGAGGGACAGCCACCAGCACGUGCCCCAAGGCCCAAGCGUGAACCCCGGGAAGGAAACCCGUCUGUCUCUCCAGGCUGGGGGGCCCCCUCUGACCGGGCCCCCAAAGCGAACACUUGGUGUUGAGUAUUUUGCCCUUACUUUCCUCCUAACCUCUGCUCUCCCCCUACUUGCAUCCACACCCUAGGCCCAUCGCUAUGCAGCCUUGUGACAGAUGAGCUUUGGGACUCAAGAUGGCAUUUAUUUGCAUUUAAGUUUAUGUUGGGUUUUUGUGUGUGUCAACUGUGGCAGUUCCCCAAGAACAUGGCCUGCCCUCGACAAUGCCGUCCCCUUACCCUCUGCCUCCGGCCUGACUUCUGUUGCCAGGACUGCCGUGUGGCCUGGAGGUGGGCGCCCAUCUCGGCGUGGCCAGCCCAGGCCCUGUGCUCAGCACGCUCUGCUCCCCUAAGUGAGGGGGCUGCUUCAGGAUCUUUUCCACCUGACUGCGGCGCCCCCCCCACACUCCAUCCUUCCUAUUUUCUUAUCUCGUUGACCAAAAAUACCUUGACUUCUAAAUGUUUCAGCUUCCUUGGAUGCAUUUGACUUGUGAAAUGUGGAGGAGACCCCCAAUAAGUCGUUGGGGAAAUCACAAGGACCAAAAAGGCAAGCCCUUCUAAAUGUGAUUGUGUUCAGCCCGCUGCCACUUUAUUUUAAGGCAGCCUUCAGAGCUUGGCCACAUUAUUCCUUCCUUUUAUUACGAGGGACACCAGUUGCCCAAGUCAGGAGGAUGUGGGGACCGCCCAUCACAGAAACGGAAUCCCCUCUUCCCACCCCUCAGUGAACUAGGGUCCUGUGGGGGCAGCCUCUGGCCUCCAGGGCUCUGGGGUCACCAGCUGCCUGCCUCCGGGCUGCCCUGGGCGAUGGUGUCGGAAUUUACCCCUCAUGCACAUCCAGUCCCCAGAUACUUCAUUACCCCUGAAUAGUCCAGAGGUGGCUGGCAGAACGCACCUCCCUCCCCGUGAACUGACUGCACGGCGGUGAGGUCCCAGACUCAGGCCUCUCUGGAAAGGCACGUUGCUUCUUGUCCUCCGCUGGUGUCUGCCCUUGCCAGAUAAGCCCAAAGACAACCACUGCCCCACUUGUAACAAAUAACUGGAAGCCUCACUCCUCUGAUAGUUAGAAACCCACGUUGUCCACAUCCCACCUGUUACCAGCCCCGUCGCCCCCUGGUGAUGGGGUACGCACGCAUGCGUGCGCGCGCAAGCCAGAGGGGGCUCUGGGGCCGGCUAGAGACGGUUUGCUGUGUGCCUGCUGUGUGCCUGCCGUCUCCUGCUUGGUGUUUCACGUUCCCCAGCGGAGGAGCCUGAGAGGUAGGGAGCCAGAGUCCCACCCCACACCCCCGGCUGUGGGACCUUGGCAGUCGGGAGUGAUUUGCUCAUGACCUUGUUUAACGAACGGUUCCUGGCUGGGAUGGACGCUUGCUUGCUUGACGCAACCAACUAUAUGACGUUUCUGAUGCAAAAUUGUGUACUGACACGACCGUCGGAAAGAAAGAAAGCCUCUGGAAAGGCCAGAAGCGCCGUCCUGGGCCCUGUAGCGUCGAUGUGCAGUAUUACCCCGUGGCUCCCGAGCGUGGCAGGCUUCUUUCUGUACGCACUGUUGAUUUAGAUAGUAAUACUAGCUAAUUCUGUUGUGUACAUAUGUUGUAUUUUUUUUAAUUUGCAAAAUUCUAUUUUUAUUUGAACUUUUGGAACUUGGAAGUUCUCAUUGUAACUGUAACAUGUCAGAAUAAAAUGUCUUCAUCUGUCUCCACGG